Messenger RNA from Amblyraja radiata (thorny skate), 1990 nucleotides. RefSeq names its product kynurenine--oxoglutarate transaminase 3. The coding region runs from base 374 to 1729 and encodes 451 amino acids. The transcript has 14 exons. Gene Ontology annotation, molecular function: L-kynurenine:2-oxoglutarate transaminase activity; pyridoxal phosphate binding. The record is from RefSeq and is a predicted model, not a curated record. Lineage: Eukaryota; Metazoa; Chordata; Chondrichthyes; Rajiformes; Rajidae. Gene Ontology annotation, biological process: biosynthetic process. Gene Ontology annotation, cellular component: mitochondrion; cytoplasm.
AUCACCUACCCAGCUACACACAGCCCAGCGCCGACCGUUGUACACAGCCCAGCGCCGACCGUUGUACACAGCCCAGCGCCGACCGUUGUACACAGCCCAGCGCCGACCCAGCUACACACAUAACCCAGCACCGACCCAGCUCCACACAGCCCAACACCGACCCAGUUAUACACAGCCCAGCGCCGACCGUUGUACACAAUCCAGCGCCGACCCAGCUACACACAUAACCCAGCACCGACCCAGCUCCACACAGCCCAACACCGACCCAGCACUGCAUUCACGCCGAGGGUCACCGCUCCAGGAAUCCCCCAAUAUCUUCACUUCUAAACUGUAGUCACCAUUGAGUUGUUUCUUUGGACUUCCUGCAGCAAGCAUGUAUCGCACUUGUUUGCUGAAAUGUCUCAAACCUGCACGGAACCACCUUCCUUCCUCAAGUGCCUGCUCAACAUUUUCUACCUCGACGAUGAGUUUAUUCAAGCACAAAAACGCAAAGAGGAUUGAAGGCCUGGAUAAGAAUGUCUGGGUGGAGUUCACCAAGCUGGCAGCCGAGCCAGGGGUGGUUAAUCUCGGGCAGGGGUUCCCGGACCUGCCUCCCCCCUCCUACGUGCGAGAAGCCUUGGCCACCGCAGCGGCGGGAGACAACUUCAUGCUGAAUCAGUACACCCGAGGCUUUGGUCAUCCUCCAUUAGUGAAGGCACUCGCUGAUUUAUACGGUCACGUGUGUGGCCGUUCGAUUGAUCCGUACAAAGAUAUUGUGGUGACCGUUGGCGGCUACGGCUCUCUCUCACACUCCAUACUUGGCCUCGUUGACGAAGGAGAUGAGGUGAUAAUCAUUCAGCCAUUUUUUGACUGUUAUGAGCCAAUGGUUAAAAUGGCUGGUGGGGUCCCUGUCUUCAUCUCCUUAAAACCUGCGCAAGAGAGAGUUGUGGGAGAUGUGGGCGACAGUGGUGACUGGGUCCUCGACCGAGAUGAACUUGCCAGUAAAUUUAAUUGCCGGACCAAAGCAAUAAUCAUUAACACUCCCAAUAAUCCAUUGGGAAAGAUAUUCAAGAAGGAAGAGCUGCAGGUAAUGGCGGACCUGUGCAUUCAGCAUGACGUCCUGUGCAUCAGCGAUGAGGUGUACGAGUGGCUGGUCUUCAGCGGGCACAAGCACGUCAAAAUAGCCACGUUGCCAGGAAUGUGGGAAAGAACCAUCACCAUAGGAAGUGCUGGCAAAGCCUUUAGUGUGACUGGCUGGAAGCUUGGUUGGUCUGUCGGUCCAGAGCACCUGAUAAAACAUCUUCAGACUGUUCAACAGAACACUGUUUAUACCUGCUGCACUGCUAUUCAGGAAGCUAUUGCUCAGGGCAUUCGGAAGGAAAGGGGCCGGUUGAAGGAGCAGGAUUGCUACUUCACGCUGCUGGCCCACGAGCUGGAAGCCAAGCGGGAUCGCAUGGCUCAGCUUCUCCUCGCCGCCGGGAUGAAGCCAGUCAUCCCCGAAGGAGGAUACUUCAUGAUCGCUGACAUUUCUGCUAAAGAUGUAGAUCUCUCCAAAAUGGAAGGGGAUGAGCCUUACGAUAACAAAUUUGUGAAAUGGAUGAUUAAAAAUAAGCAAUUGGCAGCUAUCCCUGUGACCUCAUUCAUCAGUGAUCAAGCCAAGAGUCUCUAUGAGAAAUAUGUUCGUUUCUGCUUUAUCAAGCAAGAUAGUACGUUGGAUUCAGCAGAAGCCAUUCUGAAGAAUUGGAAGUGAAGGCCCUACUCUCAAUGAAUCCCUGUCAUUGUCACUAAUGAACACAUUAACUAGUGGUGGCCUCUAAUUUAUUUUCAGACAUACUGAUCAUCUUCACUUCUUUGUUUCCUUAAAGCCUGAACGCAUAGGUCAAGAAAUGGAAAGAACCAGCCGUUCUGUUAAACACUAUUUGGAUAUGAAACGUCAUCUUUUAGAUUAGUGUAGUUUCUCACUACAGUGGCACAUAUGGAAAAUAAAAUAUGUACAGUCUUAUCCAGCAAA